Alexandromys fortis (reed vole) is the source of this 7255-nucleotide messenger RNA. RefSeq names its product ZFP3 zinc finger protein (gene Zfp3). Lineage: Eukaryota; Metazoa; Chordata; Mammalia; Rodentia; Cricetidae. Bases 146 to 2212 code for a protein of 688 amino acids. Gene Ontology annotation, biological process: regulation of transcription by RNA polymerase II. The record is from RefSeq and is a predicted model, not a curated record. The transcript has 2 exons. Gene Ontology annotation, molecular function: DNA-binding transcription factor activity, RNA polymerase II-specific; RNA polymerase II cis-regulatory region sequence-specific DNA binding.
CUGAAGUCUUUCCUUGAACUCAACGCAGGUCUCGGUCUCGUCUGGCUCCUAGAAGAUGAUAGGCGUGCCCUAAAUCUAAGGGCCUCGGCUGACAGACUCUUGAGGGAGGUGAAUUGGCACAGACGUGGAGGUGUGUGUGUGUAGGAUGCUUCUGCACGUUCCCACGGGAAGAGAACCGGAGUUGCAAGUUUUCCAGCCCACGGAAACGGCAGGGGCGCGCAGAGCAGCUGCUGCGGAGCGGAAGUGCAUCCCGGGAGCCGUUCUAGGAAACCCGGAGGACCCCGCGCGUCAAUGGUCGAGGGCACAGUGGGUUUCGCGAGGUGCCCUGGGACGUUCCAGGGAGCCGACCGGCCCUCGCCAGCCGGGUGGCGAUGGGGGCUCUGAUAUGGGGACUGAGAAAAAGGAGGAGCUUCCCAAGGAAGAAAUUUCUGAAGAAUCCAAGCCACAUGGGCCAGUGUUGGAAAAGCUUUCACAGGUUUACCAAGGUCAUGGGUUUGGAGCAGCAAGUGAAAAAGACAUAUUAAAGGGACAUCUGAGAAAGUCUCCUCAGGAGAGAGACUUUGCAUCAGGGUUAGUUAUCUUCAAGACGUCAUCCUUAGGUGAGAAAGAGCAGGGUAGUAGUGGGCGUCCUGACCCAAGUGUGGUGCCCUGCCAUGGGGGUCCUCCAGCAGAGAGGGACCCAAGUGUGGUGCCCUGCCAUGGGGAUCCUCCAGCAGAGAGGGACCCAAGUGUGGUGCCCUGCCAUGGGGAUCCUCCAGCAGAGAGGGACCCAAGUGUGGUGCCCUGCCAUGGGGAUCCUCCAGCAGAGAGGGACCCAAGUGUGGUGCCCUGCCAUGGGGAUCCUCCAGCAGAGAGGGACCCAAGUGUGGUGCCCUGCCAUGGGGAUCCUCCAGCAGAGAGGGACCCAAGUGUGGUGCCCUGCCAUGGGGAUCCUCCAGCAGAGAGGGACCCAAGUGUGGUGCCCUGCCAUGGGGAUCCUCCAGCAGAGAGGGACCCAAGUGUGGUGCCCUGCCAUGGGGAUCCUCCAGCAGAGAGGGUUAGCGUGUUUGCUACUUCUGCUCAGAGCUUCAUGGAGAAGGUACAGCUUCAUCAAGCACAGAGGACUUCUGGGGGAGAUAAGCCUCACACGUGUAAAGAAUGUGGAAAAGCUUUUAAUCAGAACUCGCAUCUCAUCCAGCAUAUGCGAGUUCACAGUGGAGAGAAACCCUUUGAGUGCAAAGAGUGUGGAAAGACAUUUGGAACGAACUCCAGCCUUCGAAGGCACCUGAGAAUUCAUGCUGGAGAGAAGCCCUUUGCUUGUAACGAGUGUGGGAAAGCCUUCAUUCAGAGCUCACAUCUUAUCCACCAUCAUCGAAUCCACACAGGAGAAAGGCCUUAUAAAUGUGAAGAAUGUGGGAAAGCCUUCAGCCAGAAUUCAGCCCUUAUCCUGCACCAGAGAAUCCACACUGGGGAGAAACCGUACGAAUGCAAUGAGUGUGGGAAGACCUUCAGGGUCAGCUCCCAGCUUAUCCAGCACCAGAGGAUUCACACCGAAGAGAGGUACCAUGAGUGCAACGAGUGUGGCAAAGCCUUCAAGCACAGCUCGGGCCUCAUCCGACACCAGAAAAUCCAUACUGGAGAAAAGCCCUAUCUGUGUAAUGAGUGUGGGAAAGGCUUUGGUCAGAGUUCUGAGCUUAUCCGUCAUCAGAGAAUUCAUACAGGGGACAAACCCUACGAGUGCAACGAAUGUGGGAAGACUUUCGGGCAGAACUCAGAGAUCAUCAGACAUAUUAGAAUUCAUACUGGGGAGAAGCCCUAUGUGUGCAAGGAGUGUGGGAAGGCCUUCAGGGGUAACUCAGAACUUCUCAGACAUGAGAGGAUUCACACUGGAGAGAAACCCUUUGAAUGCUUUGAGUGUGGCAAGGCUUUCAGGCGGACCUCUCACCUUGUCGUCCACCAGAGAGUACACACCGGGGAGAAACCCCACCAGUGUCACGAGUGUGCAAGAACCUUUUGGGAUAACUCGGAGCUGCUGCUUCACCAGAAGAUUCACGGUGGAGAGAAGCCUUAUGCGUGCCUGGAGUGUGCGAAGACGUUCAGCCAGCACUCGCAGCUCACCAUCCACCAGAGAAUCCACACCGGAGAGAAGCCGUACGAGUGUCAGGAGUGCCAGAAGACCUUCAGUCGGAGCUCCCACCUCCUCCGACACCAGAGCGUCCACUGCGUCGAGUGACCCGCAGGCCAGGACUGUGUGGAAAGGCCGAAGCAGGCUCUUUGUUCCUUCACAGUCUGUCCCCUAGUCCUUGGGUCACACGCAAGGACAGGCCCUCCUCUGCCCACGCCCUGAGCCUUGUGGUAGCUGGCGGAAGUGACGGAGCAGUUUCAUGAACUAUUUAUUGAGAAGUUUGUGUUCUGAAUUAAAUCAUAAAAGUUGUUUCAGGCCUUAAUUCUCCUCUGUCCUUCUUUCCUUCCUUCUUUCCCUCCCACAGGGGUCUGCACCUGUGUCUAAAUUGUUGUUCUUUGUGAAAGUGGGGACAGGAUUCACUGCUACGAACUUCGGAGUUGACUCACUGUCUCCUGCGAUGUUAGAAAAUUGUGAACUAUUCUCCAGUUCACUGCGUAGCCUUGGGUACCUUAGUGAGCUCGCCCCGCCCCAGGCCUUAAAAUCUUACGGUUGUGUUAUCAAGUUCCCUUGAACACGGCGACGUUAAUGAGAAAACAGGAAGCUGCAUCUUUUCACAUCUGCCAGGCUCCUUACUUAUCUAAGAGGCUUCCACGAGAAGGAAGCCGUUUACAGGAUGGAGUGGAAGCCUGAACACCUGGAGGAAGAACCCGUGAGAGACAGCUGAAGCCGGCUGCUGAGCACGGGCAGGAGAGGCUCAGCGGCAGCUCCUCCUGCUGCUGCCAUCUUGUCAAGAAGCAGUGAACAGGGUGGGGUGGCUUUUCUCUGCCGGGCACCAGGCCGUGGUGGUGAGCUGGAUAACUCGACGAAUCAGGCCUGGCCUUUCCAACAUCUGAACUCUCAUGACCACCAGCUGGGGGCUCUGGGUAAUAGCUGUAGAUGUGACAGAUCUUCUUGGUGUGUCUUAUGGCUGAGAAUUCUUUUUCCAACAUCUCUGCAUGUCUUCUGUGUCCUCCAGUUGGCACGUUUCCAUGUGUGAUGCGCGUGGUAGGAACAGAAAUUGCACUAAAGAAAACACUGCAGGCCUGGGUUCUUAUCUGAGAACUCUCCCUUUAAUGAGCCCUCAGUUCCUGGUCCUUGGUUUUCUUCUCUGCAAAAUGAGGGGUGUUGAAUGAAAUGACCUCUCAAGUUUCAGGCAGCCUCUAAGAAAAUACGCUAAUCACCAAUUUGUGUUUUCAGUACUUGAGUUUCAUAACCCAAGGCUUUGUGUUUGCCAGGCAAGCAGUCCACCUCUGAGCUUCAGCCCUAGCCCCAUCCCCUUCCAGAGCCAGAUCCCGAUGAGCUGUCCAGUCACGGUGCGCCAGGCAGUGUGCUGUCAGCUUACACUGUUUCCCUUGAUGCCUCUGUGAUGUGGGACUGGCUUUACUUGGAGACAAUGUACAUAUCAUAAAGUUUGUGGUGUUAAAUGUCCAGUUGAGCGAUUCUUGGUAAAUUAGAGUUGCACAGUUUUCCUCAGUGCAAGUGUUCUUAAGCCAUCUUAAAUGAUGACUGAGCUCAGGUGGGGCAGGGAAUGUUAGGUGAUUCACCCGUGAUCGUGUUCAGUCUAGAGCUGAGGGUCCAGGGGUCUAUUAGCCGCUGUGCUGUGGGUAGGCUCCUUCAUUAAUGCCUCAUUUUAAGCCCUUUGCACACUUUUUUAAAUUACCAGUCACUACACAUAUGUGACGAUAAAGAUUUUAAACUAUAUCUUGGCAGAUGUUACUCACCACAGCCCAGUUCUGCAGGCAGGCUUUCUCUACCCCAGAGCUCUUUUCAGCUUUCUACCCUUGGCUUGAGAGAAAAGCAGUCAAGUAAGCAGCUGCUGAGUCCAUUCCACAGCUUUGCAGGCGGCCACUCUGCUGCCAGAUGCUGGCAGGAGAGCUCUGGCUGCUUCCCUCUGGUUACCAGUGCAGUGUGGUCUCCUUCGGUUUUUGUUGCUUUGCUCCGGUUCAGAGUAAGCUGCACCCGCCCCGUCCCCAGGACAUCACUCACCUCUGUAAUUUAGGAUUUUUGUGGUCCCUUACUUUACUUCCAAGUUCAUCCCUUUUCAGUCCUUAUAUAGAGCCAGCAUCUAAGAAAGCUCAUUUAAAAUGUGAUUGAAUAUUACAAUAAAAAUUAAAAAGCCAAGUGAAACCUUGUCUAAAAAAGACAUCAGCACUCUUCAAAUGCCCCAAAGGAAUUUUCCCGGGACACAUUCGUGAGGACCACGGCCUCCCCUGGAGAUGAGCAUGCUGCAAAGGUGGAGGCUCUUAUGUCUCUCCUCUCAGACUUUGCUCUCAGAAGUUCUUGGUGAAACCAGCAGUGCAGGGUUUGGCUUUGUUCUGUUUGAGACAGAGUCUCUCUAUGUUGCUGUAGCUGUCCUGGAAUUUGCUGGGGAGACCUGGCUAAUCUCAAACUCAGACCCGCUGGCCUUUGCCUCCCAAGUGCUGGGAUUAUAGGUGUGCGCCACCAUGCCCGACCCUUUUCAGGGCUUAGUUUGGGUUUUCCUUGCUGUUGUUUUGGUUUUUGGUUUUCCUAAAAAGCCAAUCCUUCCACCCAACUUCAACACAUAGUUUCUUUCUUUUUCAUCCCUCCUUUCUCCUCCCUCACUUCCUCCCUUCCUUCUUUUGUUCUUUCUAUGUCUCAAAUAGCCCAAACUGACCAUGACUCUGUUGUGGCUGAGGAUGACCUUGAACCCCUGAACCUCCUUCCUCCACAUCCUCAGGCACCACUACGCCCAGUUUAUGCGGUGCUGGAGAUCCCACUUGGCUUUGCUCAUGAUAGGCAAGCACAAACAGGACUCCAUUCUCACCUCCUCAGUUGCCUUAAACCCAUCACUGUUUAGCAAAAGAAAAGGCCUUUUACUUAAUCCGUUCUCUUGAACAUUAGUGACAAGCUUUGUUGUGCCCGAGCAUGCUCAGAAGAGGAGGAAGGCCUCAUGUUCUCAAAAGAAUCUGUGUGUGCUGCCCGAGAGGAAGUAGUCUCUUGGGUACGUCACACAUGCGUCCUCUGACCUCACUUGUCUCAGGAAACUUCCUGACCUUUCCUUGUUUGCUUACCUCGCGUCAACAUCCUACCGUAACUGGUUAGCAGCCACAGUUCUAUGCAAGGAGAAUCCCGCCUGCCAAAGACAAGUCAUGAAUGAACUGCACACCCACUUUCAAGAAAUAAAAUAGACUUCACAGUCUGAAAGCCCCACUUAAGUACCCGAGAACUCCUGCAGGAUCUUUGAAGAUAUGUCAACAUCUGUUCUCUUCCUUUUCUCACAGUUUAAGCAAAUAAAACAUGUCUUUGUAAUUUUCUCAAUAUGUCUUCCUUUUGCGUGUUAUUCUAAACUUCAUUGUGUUUUGUUAUGGUCUCAAUAUGACUUUGUACAGGUUUCAUUUCCACCUUGUUUUGUCUUUCUCCAAGUGCGCCGUCGUGCCUUGCUGUUAGUGUGUGGCUUUGAGUAUGCUGUUCACUCUGCCCUAUAUCUGGUGUGUGUGUGUAUGUGUGUAUGCAGUGCCCAACUGUGUGUGCCCAACAUGUGGUGCCCACAGAGGCCAGAACAGGGAGUUGGAUCUCUUGGAACUGGAGUUAUACAUGGUUGUCAGUCACCACGUAGGUACUGGGAGCUGAACCCCAAUCCUCUGGAAGAGCAGCCAAUUCUCUUAACUGCUGAGCCAUUUCUCCAGCCCCCAGGGGGUUCUUGAUUUAGAGGGUUAGGGACAUGCCUGAGGCCUGGGGGGGUCACUAAAACACUUGCAAAAAACUGAGUUGUAGACAGUUGCCAUUAACAGCCCUAAAAUAUCAGCCAGAGGUUAUAAUUAUAAACAGACAAAACAAAACCCAGGAUAGAGGGGCUGGAGAGACAGCUUGGCAGUUAAGAACAGUGACUGUUCGAUUUUCAGCACCCACACUGUGGCUCACAACCAUCCAUAACAGCACAUGGAGCACAGAUAGACAUGCAUGCAAAACACCCAUACUCCUGAAGUAAAAUAAUUUUUUAAAAUUAAACCCCCCCCCACAAUAAAAAGCAUCUUUAGCUCAGGGCCCUGUCUAUAUAGAAACAGGUGUGAGUACUUUAGGAUUUGAUCCUUAGGCCACAUGCUUAUCUCUGGGCCAGGAAAGGUGUCUUCAAGGAAGCAACAUUUAAGUGGAGACUUAGGCAAAGGAGGUAGCUUAGCAGCUAGUAGAAAGUAUGAAGGAAGAGGAGACAAGGGGGCACAUUUAAGGUGCAGAUGAGCUUGGAAUGUGGGCCAGCGAUCAAUUUAGUGCCUCCUUACUUUAAACCCAUCCUUUGUAGUUCUUUAUGAUCCUGGAGUUGGGCCUAUAAAUACUCCCUCCUUUCUGAGUGAUGCAGAGUCAGGUUGCCAGUAAUGGUCACUGGAGGGACAAGGCGAAGAGGAAGGGUCUACUUCUAGGUGUGGUCUUUACCAUCACGUGUGUGUGUGUGCGCGUGUGUGUUUGUGUGUGCAUGUGUGUCUGUGUGUUUGUGUGUGCGUGUGUCUGUCUGUGUGUUUGUGCAUGUUGUUUGUGCGUGUGUGUAUGUGUGUAUGAGUGUGUAUGUAUGUAUAUGUGUAUAUGUGUGUGUGUUGUGUCAGUGCUCGCACCUGUUAAUGCAUUUGGACAGCACAUUAACCCGUGGCUUUCUGCCUGUCAGUCCUGGCCUGCAGCUCCUCAGUGAACAUCACCAGUCUGUACCAGAAUGAACAUACUGCUGUAUUGGUAAAUAUUUAGGUCAAAACCAAAAGAGCCAACCAACCAAAGCAAACUGAAAGAGCAAGGGAUAAUAACCCCACCAAAUGCCUCUGACUUGUUGCAUUUCCUCGUGGUGAAUAUCCUCACGACAGCUCAUUUCAACGCAGGUCGGAAGCAGUGUGCAAAACUGGCUCUGGCAAGGCUCUAGCUGGCUCUAGUGUACCUCUGAAGGAGACACAGUGUCUCCUAAAAGUAUGAUCAGAGCAUGGAAGGCUGCCCUGCCUGAAUUCCUCUUGCCUUUGGGCCCCAGUGUGUAGAGUAGUUUGUCUGUGAUUUACCCUAGUCUUUGCAGGCCUCGGCCACUCGUGGACCGAAGAGAGCAGAUCUUGGUGCAUAGGUACCUGGCACAGAGUCAAAUGAACCUCUGCCUGUGGGUUGACCUUGGGCCCACGUGAGACG